Molecule: messenger RNA, 1679 nt
Organism: Labeo rohita (rohu)
Lineage: Eukaryota; Metazoa; Chordata; Actinopteri; Cypriniformes; Cyprinidae
Gene: mien1
Product: selenoprotein W, 2a
Exons: 4
Biological process (GO): negative regulation of apoptotic process; positive regulation of filopodium assembly
Source: RefSeq, a predicted model, not a curated record
GGUCUAGUUUCAUAUAAGAGCAGUCACAGACGCGGAAGCAUAAUAGCGCACAACACGCAGUGACGCGGCUGGGCAGAUAUGGGUGUACAAAUAAAAGUAGAAUAUUGUGGCGGAUGAGGGUACGAGCCCCGCUUUCAGGAGCUCAAGCAGAUCGUCACUGCUGAGUUCACUGAUGCGGAUGUGAGUGGCUUCGUCGGUCGCCAGGGGAGCUUUGAGAUUGAGAUCAAUGGACAACUGAUCUUCUCAAAGCUAGAAACCAGUGGCUUCCCUUAUGAGGAUGAUAUUAUGGAUGCUAUCCAAAGAGCCCAUGAUGGCCAGCCGGUGGAGAAGAUCACCAAGAGCCGGCCUCCAUGUGUCAUCCUCUAAAGUUUCACCACUUAACCCUUCACUUUUGGCUGUAAAAAUGUCAAGAACGGUUUGUUAGCUAGAGAAAGAGUAUUGAUGCAGGAUCCUUAAACGUCCCCUCCUCUUCACUCCUCUGGUCUGGUUGCUGGACGUAAAUGAUUAUCGUAACUCUAAAGUGAGCAGUUAUGAUAUGAGGCCUGCAGUCCAUGCAUCCUUUAAGCUGGAAGAGUAAGAUGUGGAGAUGCUAAAGAGAAGAUGGCCAGUGCAAGGGUUAAUGUCUUUGUUUUGUUUUGUUUUUUGCUGAAGCCACAUUGCCUACUGGGGUCACUGUUCGUCUGCUGAUUAUUUGUUUUUGCUUUGGGGGGUUUAAAGUGGGAAAAAAAAGUGUAAUGAUAUACUAAUGUACUAAAACGUUUGCUGUAAGAAGGGAAUGCUUAAAGCUUAGGUCAUCUAAUUCACAUUAUUUUUGGCUGUGUCUGAGUGCAUAAAUUGUCAUUUUGCAAGUGUCCCUUUAUGUCCUCCAUCCCAUAUCAGCAUGAAGAGAUCUCAAAUAAAUGAAUAUAAUAUUAGUGAGUACAUUAAAUGCUUUUCUGAAGUACUGUAGGGCACAUUCUAGACCAAUUUUGCUUGGUGUCAAAGCUCAGGUGAUUUGCCUCUGGCAAACAUUUUGUGCAGUAGUUGUUUUUUAUUAGUAUUGCAGUGUUGUAGACUUUUGCAUCGAUAAAUCAAACCAAAUAGCUGGUUUAAGGGCAUUCAAAGACUUGCAGACACUGCCGCAUGAUGACUGUGUUUUGUUUUGUUUUUGUUUUUUUAUGGUGUGUGUUUGUAGAAACUACUGAGGACCCUGUUUAUGAAAAAACACUCAUAUACGGUUAAUAAAAUAAUGAGCUUUCAUCUGGUUUUGUCCUCCAAUUGUGUUUGGAUCUCUUGUCUGAUUGUGUCUGUACCUUUGCUCUUUACAUAACAUUUAUGAUGUUACAUGUGUUCCACAUUGAUCUGUAUUCUGUUAGAGUCAAACAGAACACUCAUACACAAACACACCUACUGGUUUUGGUAUGUGUCUGACAUGGUCUCUCACCAAAUGUUUGAUAUGAUAGUAGAAGUAAUAUUGUUAAUAAUUUACACAGACUGUAUUAGAAAAUUACAUUCAGCAUAUAGUAGUCUUUUUCAGUCUUUUCAAUUAAAGCAUUAGAUCAAACCUAAUUCAAUGUAGUGCAGUUCAGUUGAAGUUUCUUCAUGUGGUUGUAAGGACGGUGAUGUUUAGCUGCUCAACUUGGUCCAACUGAUUCUUUUAAUUUGUUGUUGGCAUUAAAUAAAAUGCAUGGAUUGUUCAA